This is a messenger RNA of Vollenhovia emeryi, 3996 nucleotides long. RefSeq names its product sodium/potassium/calcium exchanger 6, mitochondrial-like. Gene Ontology annotation, molecular function: calcium:sodium antiporter activity. The coding region runs from base 1092 to 2948 and encodes 618 amino acids. Gene Ontology annotation, cellular component: membrane. The transcript is spliced from 9 exons. Gene Ontology annotation, biological process: intracellular calcium ion homeostasis; transmembrane transport; monoatomic cation transport. NCBI's taxonomy places the organism in Eukaryota, Metazoa, Arthropoda, Insecta, Hymenoptera, Formicidae. The record is from RefSeq and is a predicted model, not a curated record.
UGGCGAAGAAUGUUCGAUCGAACAUUGGAAAACCCAAAAUUACCAGCGUGUUUCCGAUCAUUAAUAUAUUUUAAUGAUGCAUGUACCGCACGCACGUUUCAAACAUCGAGAAGGUACAAUAUUGUACGUACAAUAACAGUAUCAGUUUCUCGCUCGUGAAUUAUCCUUAACAGGCAUUUUGAGAGAAACAGCUUUCGCAUUGAUCCCUGCGUUUGAGUAUUUUUGCGCAAAACUGAUAGCAACUGUGAAAGUUCUUGAUUGCUCAUAGCAAAAUCUAAUGAACUGACGUUGCCGGCCUGCGACACGUCAUUGAAUUUUCCGUGAAGCUGACAAUAGUAUCGAAUAAGUGUCGAUAUAAUAUCGCACGCUGAAUGACAGAGUAUCCGUUUGCGGGGAGGUUUCCUUCCGUGCUCGUUACAUGGCGUUUCUUUCUUCUUUUUUUUUCAUCGCGGGCAGAAAUGGAACGAAACGGCAGAACGGAUGCUCCGCAUCUAAUGAGCUCCUCGUUGCUAUCAGAUGAGUGCGGAUGAGUAUACCUGUUCAGUCUCACGCCGUCGUCGAGUAGCGACAUUCUUGAGCGCGCGCACUGCUGUUGUCAAGAGAAACCGACGACUGCACGUCAUAUUUUGUCCCACGUAAAAAUACACGUUACGUCGCCGACGUUUCUGUCUAAUUGCAACUGAAGCUUGAUUUACGAAUGUUUUUGGAACCGUCAGAUUUGUACGAGUCAAUUUUAAUUGGCGCUAUGAUACAUAAUACCGCCUUACAAACAACACCAGAAGAAGCAACGUCUUAGAUUAAACGGUGUCUCAGAUUAUUAUGACGUUCAUUACAUUUUCUUGCAUUGAUCGAUACACAGACCGUCCCAUUUUGCGUGUGCGUGUGUGUCAUUGUUACAAAUUCCCUUUAUGUGUGCUUCAUAUUGAAUUUACGUUUCGAACUGAGCGCAUAGUACGCGCUACGUAUGUGACAGCUUUCUGUCUAUAUCGCUUGAAGUUUCGCUCGCUUCUGCUUGAAUAGGCAACGAUCGAGCGGAUCCGUGAAAGGCAAAUACACAAAAUAUAGGUUACAUAUCGCUCCGUUGCGCUUUUAUGCUCUUCGAACAUGAGGUCGCAAAUAUCGAGCCCUUUUUUAAGACACGGGCAUCUGCCCAUACGGGAGGUGAAUUGUUAUCGACGUCUCUUCCAGUUUGCGUUUCCUUCGAGCUCCUCGUCGAAUCUUUUUUUCAGGAUGAUUGCUCGUACGUUUGGCAAGUUCCCGCCGCGGAACGUUGCGAGUGGGUGAGGAACACCGAAGACUGCUAUUCAGACUCGGUGAUUCAGUACACAGUACUGUUAUUCUGCUACUUCAGAUCCGAAGACGUGGUGCUGUUUGCUAGCGGUUUGGCCCUCGUGCUCUUCUGGCUACUCUACUUGUUCUUGAUUUUAGGCACCACAGCGGAUAAUUUUGAUAAACGAAGUUUUUGCCCAGCAUUGGCAGUAAUGGCCAGUGUAAUGCAUCUAUCGGAUAGCAUAGCAGGAGUGACGAUAUUGGCAUUCGGAAACGGCGCGCCUGACAUCUUCACGUCCCUUGUGUCGAGAGGCGACGAAGCGAUAAUAAUGUUCACCGAAUUAAUCGGCGCAGGUGUCUUCGUGACCUCGAUGAUUGCCGGCUCCGUCGCGAUAACUAAGCCCUUUAAAGUUUCCCUGAGGUCCCUCAUGAGGGACGCCUGUUUUUAUAUCAUUUCCGUAUGCUGGAUAAACUACGUAGUGUGGGACGAGAUGGUUUACCUCUGGGAGGCCAUAAGCUUUAUUCUGGUCUACAUACUGUUCAUUAUGGCGGUUGUGAUAAUGCAGGUGUACGACACCAGAGAGGAGACUCUGAAAAUCAGGAUCCCAAGUGUGCCCGAUCCAGACGUCCUGCAUACUUACUUGGCGAACAGAGACACAGGCGCCAUUCCCAAGAUUCCCGCUAGAAGCCGACCUUUUGGCUUACAUGCCAAGCUAGAUAUCGCAAUCGCCGCGGAGCUGCAGAGAGCCAAGAUACGGGGUGCUUCCGUCCAGUUAAGUCCGGAAAUUAGUGAGUACGUUUCCGACCGUCCGAAAGAACUUUUCAGAGAAUUUUUGUACGAUAUCAAUCCGAUCAGCGAAGAAGAUUGGAAGAAAUCAAGUAAAUUGUUUAAGCUCGUCCUGAUUGCGCGCUCACCAGCCAUGUUACUGCUACAGCUGUUUAUACCGGUUGUGAAUCCUACCGUCGAGAAACAAGGCUGGUCGAAACUAUUAAAUUGUUUCCAGUUAUGCGUGACACCUACGAUAGCGCUAUUUCUAUUAAAUGUUUGGCAAACGACUUUUGGCAAUUUGCCGGUAAUGCCGAUAUUCCUCGUUGCCGGUACCGUAAUUGGCGUAAUUGUAUUUCUAACGACGCACGUGGAUCGUGUACCAAAGUUCCAUAAUGUCUUCGCCUUUUUGGGAUUUUUGGCUGCUAUGUUGACGGUUUAUCUGGUGGCUGGGGAGGUCAUGGCGGUACUCCAAUGCAUAGGAUACGCGUGCAGUAUAUCUGACGCUAUGCUAGGCAUCACUUUUCUUGCGUGGGGAAACAGCAUCGGAGAUCUCAUAUCCAAUGUCGCUAUCGCCAGACGGGGAUUUCCACGCAUGGGAUAUGCGGCUUGCUUCGGCGGGCCAAUGUUCAACACUCUAUUGGGACUCGGGCUGACCUACGGCAUCGCCGCCGCCACUGACCCUGAACAGCAGACGAGGAUCAGGAUCAGCGAUAUGGCACCCGGCUGCCUAGCUUUUCUCCUGUGUUCGCUAGUGGUCACCGUAAUUUACCUGAACAUCACCGGGGGUACCGUGCGUCGCUCUUACGGCGGUCUCUUAUACUCAAUCUACUUUGCUUUCAUUCUCAUACAAUUUUUAAGCGAAUUGCACGUUAUACAUCCGCUCGGCACUGAUCACAGACCCGACGUAUAAAGGCUAGAGUGCUGUCUACGGUAUUUAACGUAUUGUUGUUACACCGCUGUGUACAGAUGCAAAGUAAUACUUUAAUUAUUUGAGAAUCAUCCCCUGCUCUCCUCUAUUUUCGCGACGUUAGUGCUGCGAGAUAAGGCGAAGGAGUGAAGAGCAAAAAGUAUGGCGGAGCGUUUCGCUCUCAUGAAUUAUGUUAAAUGAGUCAAGAUUAUACGGAUACAGGCAGAGAUGCAUUUUUAACAUGGGGCGGAAGGCGAGCUUCGUAGGAAAACGUUUGGGCACCGGAUAUAUACGCGGAGGAAAAGACGGGCAGGCGAGCGACGUCAGGUCGUUUUUAGACAUUUCCCCGGAGAGAACGAGGUGUCCCGUUUCCGACCGAGACCGGUUAGUAUGGCCACCAUAACGCCGAAACGGAAACCACAAGUCAUGAGGCGGUUAGGAGUCUUGGUACGCGUCAGUUUUAAAUUUUACAUUGCGCCGUACAUCAUGGUAACCUCGAGUGCUACACAGACCCUCGUAAUUGAAUCCGUUAUUAGGCGAGGGACACGGUAGCUACGUGCAAACAUUUCUUACACAACGUUUCUCAUUUUCUUUCAAACGCAAUAAAAGAAGGCGAGCGUUAUUUUUAUCCUUUUAUAUCUGCCUGCUCUUAUACGCGUACACCCGUUUAAUCGAUCACGUAGGAUGCCCCACUUAUGCAUUGUCUUGAAAUAACUUCUCUUUGACAAAUUUAUAGCCGAUUAUCCUCCCACGGAAAUAUAUCGAGUCAUGGUUCCCUUCGACGUAAUUAACAAUUUCAUUUAAACAGCUUGUGGUUAACUAAGCUUCUCAGAACAGAGAGUAGACGGCGAAACUGUAUUCUUUAACUCAUUUUGUGCAGAAUUUAUUCUAAUAAGAUUUCCAACAGGACUUUUAAAGCACGGUAGAAAAAAAGAAUAGAAACAUAUGUUGAAUUUAAAAUCUAAAUCGAAAAUUAUGCGGACACAAUCCAAAUUUAACAAAAAAAAAAUUAGUUUUCAACACAGAACAGUUUUCUAUUCGUAAAAUAUGU